Messenger RNA from Nematostella vectensis (starlet sea anemone), 1815 nucleotides. RefSeq lists its product as uncharacterized. Bases 669 to 1163 code for a protein of 164 amino acids. The transcript has 4 exons. Lineage: Eukaryota; Metazoa; Cnidaria; Anthozoa; Actiniaria; Edwardsiidae. The record is from RefSeq and is a predicted model, not a curated record.
UAUCUUCUAGGGGUAAUUUGAGCUGUACCCUCAGGAUGGUAUAUGUAUGCACCAAGCUAUUUUAGGGUGCCAUUUUGUUUUUCUUUUGGUAUAAUGUAUGCUAUGAAAUGGGGUAUGAUUGGCAUAAUUCUUCUUUUGUCAUUCAGCUCCUGUGGGCACCCCAAGAAGAUCACCAAAGCUGCUGGAAAAACUAGCCAACAAAUUUGACAUCUUUCUUCAUGAAAUUUCUUUAGAGGUGAAAGUGAGCCACACAGCUAAUGUUCUGCAUGGUGUCAGUGACACAGCUGAACCGCCAGAAAUAAUCUCCCUGAUAAGAUCAUAUGAGUGUCCGUCACUGAUAUACACACCAGUGAAGGGCCUUUUUUGGCUCCUAAAAAGCAGCCAAUAACUCUACGCAGUGAAGACGACUUGAUGAGCUGUAAGGCUGAGUACAAGCGGGGGAACAUCAAACUCGCCUGUCGAGCAAUAAGCAUCGACAAAAAUGCAGGUACCGGAGAAACUGGUGGCACUGGAGGGAAUACAAGGAAGCGUCGCUUGGACAUGGGGCCAAUGCAGAUGAAAAUAGGCUCUGGAAUACCACCCAUGUACAACUGGUAAAGGAUUUGGAGAAAAGAGGUGUGCUUUGGCGCUUUUGUGCUAAACAUCUAACACUCUGGACAGAUGAGAUAAUGAGCGGUAACAGUGGAGGUGUCAAUGAUGAACCUAAUUGGGAAGAGCACAUUGCUGUUGUGAUAGAACCACCCAAGAGCAGAAGGCUAUCACCUGGGUCCCAAAAGGAACGGUCACCCCAGUCAAGCCAAUCAGGCAACAGUAACUUUGAAAUGAUGAUGGCUCUAGAAGCAAAACGGAGUGAAACACUUCAAUCUGCUAUAAUGAUUAUGCUGGCACAAUCAACAGCAUUGCAGCUCCCAAGGCAGCAAACAACUGGUAUGCCAGCCCAUGCUGCUGCAGGCAAAGCACUGGCCCAGAUGACUGAAGCGGACUGUCGCUCCUGCAUUGAGUCAAUUCAGUUACCAAAGUAUGUCAAGACAUUUUCUGACAGUUCCGUUUAUGGCCCAAUGCUAGAAGCAUUUAUCCAUCCACAAUUUGGAAGGCAACUACUCAUGUCAACUGGGAUAUCAGAGGGGACUGUAUCUCUCUGGUACCAGAGAUCUACAGAUUGAAAGCUCGUGGGUUUAACAGGUCGUCUGCAACCUCAGUUUAGUGCAUGUCAUUAGAAUGUAAUGCAACUCACAUCUCACUGUACAUGCUUGUGUGAUUUACUUUACAUUUGAGGUCAUCUACAAGUACUGUAAAUGUUAAUGUUUGGAUCUGCCAAUACUGCUUACAUUUUAACCUAUUAUACAUAUUAUAAAAGGGUAGUUUACAUUUCUUGUUGAGUUCUAUGCACGCUAAACGUAUCCACAGUCAAGGACAUAGUUUCUGCAAACUUCGGAGGAAAGCUGAAAAAAAAAGAUGUUGUUUGUUAUGUUUUUUUGUUGUUAUGUUUUUUUUUUGUUCAUCCUUAUGUUCAUGAUGGAAGCUCCUAUAGGUACAAUACAAUAUAGGUACUGCUAUAGGGAUUAUGGUCCUUUCAACAUUAGUUUGCAAUGUUUAUACUUUCAGAUGCAUCCAAUACUAAUGAAUUGCACUGAUGUGGAUCUUGAAAACAUGUAAUUAAACAAAGCUUUUGUUCAAGCAGUUUUUCAAAUUUAAGGAAUAAUGUGAUUAAAAUGAUUUCUUGUUUGAUUGAUGUCUGUACUAAAAAAUAACAUUUGACUAUUCUAUAAAUAAACUGUUGCUUUUAUGCUUACAUUAAACAGUGCCAUUUCAAAA